UUUCAUAAAGCCAAAUUUCAGUGAUGUAAAACAAUCUAAAAAUGCCCUCUAUUUAUCUCUCUAUGAAUCUGUCAGCUGAACGAGAGAUCGUUUAUGAAUAUUUGUCGCAAAAUGUUCGAUGUUUAGAUAAAUGUUGGAAUUAUAAUGAACGAUUUGAAAACUACUGUAUCUGAAGAAAAUACUUUAUCUGCUAAAGGAUACAAAUUACUUAAGUUCGUCGGCGAAGGAGCAUACGCUAAGGUGUAUUUGACUGAGUAUAUAGGAAAAGAAGAAAAUAGUAAAAUUACUCUUGCGUGUAAAAUUAUUGAAACAUUGAAAGCUCCCAAGGACUUCGUUGUUAAAUUCUUGCCGCGUGAAAUCGACGUUCUUAUUCGAUUAAAUCAUCCGCAUUUGAUUCAUAUUCAUAGCAUAUUUCAAAGAAAAACAAAAUAUUACAUAUUUAUGCGAUAUAGCGAAAAUGGCGAUCUUCUUGGGUACAUUUUAAAGAACGGUUGCGUUUCGGAAAAUCAAUCGAGAGUUUGGCUCCGGCAGUUGGCUUUGGGUUUACAAUACCUCCACGAAUUAGAAGUCAGUCACCGAGACAUCAAAUGUGAGAAUGUUUUAUUAACUGCCAACUUUAAUGUGAAACUAUCUGAUUUUGGGUUUUCAAGGUUUUGCGUGGACGAAGAAGACCAACCAAUAUUGAGUGAGACAUAUUGCGGUUCGAUGUCCUACGCGGCACCAGAAAUACUACGCGGCAAGCCGUAUUUGCCUAAGCCAACAGAUUUAUGGUCUUUAGGGGUUGUGUUGUUUGUGAUGCUAAAUAAAUCGAUGCCCUUCGAUGACACACGUAUGCGAAAACUUUACGAGCAACAGAUGGGAAAAAAGUAUAGAUUCAGAUCACGUGUUGCAAGUGUCCUCUCUUUGGAGUGUAAGGCGGUAGUGAAGCAUUUGCUCGAACCAGAUCCGGGAUUGAGACAUUCGGCGAACCAAAUUCUUAACUCGGAUUGGAUUGCUAUGGACAGUAGACUUACUUCUCUAAACGCAGUUGAAGCAGCUGCUCUUCAAAGAGCUAGAGAGGAAAGACAAAGAUUUACAGAUAUCCAUAAAAGUCCACCAAAAAGGCAGGGCGAUAUUUUGGAACGACAACAUAGGGAGUCUACAAAUAGGCUCAACAUAGUGGACGAUUUAAAAUUAUCUGGCUCUGAACAAUUGACACUUGCUACCCGCGGCUAUAAAAUGAUAAAGAAGGUGAAUGAGGGAUCAUAUGCUAAGGUUUACCUCGCAGAAUACAGAAAUCCCAAUAAAAACGAUAAACUAACGGUAUUGGCAUGUAAAGUGAUCGAUACUAAUACAGCUCCAAAAGAUUUUGUUAAGAAAUUUCUUCCAAGAGAGAUAGAAAUGCUGAUAAAGCUUAACCACCCACAUCUCGUUCACACUCACAGUAUUUUUCAAAGGAGAUUUAAAUAUUUCAUAUUCAUGAGGUACAUGGAGCACGGAGAUUUACUUGAACAUAUAUUGCAAAAAGGAGCAGUUCAAGAAGACCAGGCCAGAAUAUGGACACGUCAGCUGGCCCUCGCCAUACAAUACAUGCACGAGCUAGAAAUAGCACAUAGAGAUAUCAAAUGUGAGAACGUACUCUUGACUGCCAACCAAAAUGCCAAGCUUUCUGAUUUUGGUUUUGCUCGCAUAUGUGUUGAUAAAAGACUGAAGGAUAUUCAUAGUGACACAUUUUGUGGUUCUUUGUCUUACACGGCGCCCGAGAUCCUGCAGGGUUCUCCAUAUUAUCCGAAGCCAACGGACAUUUGGUCACUCGGUAUUGUAAUUUAUGUAAUGUUAAAUAGAGCUAUGCCUUUCGAGGAUAAACAUAUAAAGCAAUUGUAUCAAGCUCAGAUAAACAAGAAUUGGAGAUUUCGAUCACGGUUUAUUGAUACUCUGUCGGAUAAUUGUAAGCGACUUGUUACACUGAUGUUGGAACCUAAUUACCGAAAUAGGAUCAAAAUUGAAAGCAUCCUCAACAGCGAAUGGAUUGCGAUGGACUCUAGGUUACUAGAAUGGUCACCUCAAGAAACAAUGGCGUAUAACAAAGCUCGAGAAGAAAAAAAUAGUUUAGUAAAAAAACUGGAAGUCCAGGAACAUCUCACGGAUCCUCUUCCAGAGACAUCUAUUGUCAGGACGAAUUGUGAAUCUGUUGGUUCCUCUUCAACUUGGUAA
This is a messenger RNA of Vanessa tameamea, 2193 nucleotides long. RefSeq lists its product as uncharacterized. Gene Ontology annotation, molecular function: protein serine/threonine kinase activity; ATP binding. Lineage: Eukaryota; Metazoa; Arthropoda; Insecta; Lepidoptera; Nymphalidae. Gene Ontology annotation, cellular component: cytoplasm. Gene Ontology annotation, biological process: protein phosphorylation; intracellular signal transduction. The record is from RefSeq and is a predicted model, not a curated record. The transcript has 6 exons. The coding region runs from base 145 to 2193 and encodes 682 amino acids.